Otolemur garnettii (small-eared galago) is the source of this 2439-nucleotide messenger RNA. RefSeq names its product repetin (gene RPTN). The record is from RefSeq and is a predicted model, not a curated record. The transcript has 3 exons. Lineage: Eukaryota; Metazoa; Chordata; Mammalia; Primates; Galagidae. Gene Ontology annotation, molecular function: transition metal ion binding; calcium ion binding. Bases 1 to 2439 code for a protein of 812 amino acids. Gene Ontology annotation, cellular component: cornified envelope.
AUGACUCAACUCCUAAAUAGCAUACUCCACAUAAUAGAGGUGUUCCAGAAACAUGCCCAAGAGGAUGGAGACUGUGCCUCACUGUGCAAGAAGGAGUUGAAGCAGCUCCUCUUGGUUGAGUUUGGAGACAUCCUCCGGAGGCCAAAUGACCCAGAGACUGUGGAAACCAUCAUGAACCUCUUAGACAGAGACAGAAACGGAUGUGUUGACUUUCAAGAAUACCUCCUGUUGGUGUUCCAGUUGGUCCAAGCCUGCCAUCAUAAGCUAGAUAAUAGAUCGUGUGCAGAUAGAACCUCCCAGAGAGAAAAGCGGCAAGAAGAAACACAAGACCAUAAAUUUCCAGGAAACACAGGCAGACAACACAGCCAGAGGCAUGAGGGAAAAAGGCAGGACUCCCACCACAGUCAUUCUGAAGGGCAAGAUAGGGACUCCCUCCACAGUCAGUCUGAGAGGCAAAGUAGGGACUUCCACCAUGGUCAGUCUGAGAAGCAAGAUAGGACCUCCCACCACAGUCAGUCUGAGAGGCAAGAUAGGACCUCCCACCACAGUCAGUCUGAGAGGCAAGAUGAGGAUUACAGCUUUGAUCAGUCAGAAAGAGAAGAUCAAGACUCCAGCUCUGGUAAAGGACUGAGUCAUCCUAAUAGGCAAGGAUAUAUCUUUGCCUUAAAUCAGUGUGAGAAACCUGAUUUAGUUCAGGAUUCUCGUUAUGGCCAGUAUGAAAGGUGUGGGCACCAAUCCAGCUAUGGCCAGUCUGGAAGACAUGGACAAGACUCUUGCUCUAGCCAUACUAAUCAACAGGAAUCAAGUUUUUAUUAUGGACAGUCUCAGAGGAUUGACCAGGAAUUAGGCUGUAGUCAGAGAGAUAGGCAAAGACUGGAUUCUCACUGUGGUCAGGCAAAAAGACAAGGCCAGACCUCUCACUAUGGACAGACAGACAGACAAGGUCAGACCUCUCACUACAGUCAGACAGACAGACAAGGUCAGACCUCUCACUAUGGUCACACAGACAGACAAGGCCAGACCUCUCUCUAUGGACAGAAAGACAGACAAGGUCAGACCUCUCACUAUGGACAGACAGACAGACAAGGCCAGACCUCUCACUAUGGUCAGACAGACAGACAAGGUCAGACCUCUCACUGUAGACAGACAGACAGACAAGGUCAGACCUCUCACUACGGUCAGACAGACAGACAAGGUCAGACCUCUCACUACGGUCAGACAGACAGACCAGGUCAGACCUCUCAUUACGGACAGACAGACAGACAAGGUCAGACCUCUCACUACGGACAGACAGACAGACAAGGCCAGACCUCUCACUGUGGUCAGAAAGACAGACAAGGUCAGACCUCUCACUACGGACAGACAGACAGACCAGGUCAGACCUCUCACUAUGGUCAGACAGACAGACAAGGCCAGACCUCUCACUACGGUCAGACAGACAGACAAGAUCAGACUUCUCACUAUGGUCAGACAGACAGACAAGGCCAGACCCCUCACUAUGGUCAGACAGACAGACAAGGCCAGACCCCUCACUAUGGUCAGACAGACAGACAAGGCCAGACCCCUCACUAUGGACAGACAGACAGACAAGGCCAGAUCUCCCAGUAUGGUCAGACAGAUAGACAAGGCCAGAGUUCCCCCUGUGGCCAGUCACAGAUGAGGGAAACUGAAAUGCAAAAGCAAAGUAGAUACUUCAAGGGGACCGAGGGGAAAAGAAGAGACUCUUAUGUUGAGCAAUCAGGAAGAUCAGGGAGACCAAGUCAGCAAACUCCAGGACAGGAAAUGUGCCAAAACCAGGGAAAGAGAUCCCAGUCUAGGGCUGUGCACCAGGACAGCCACCAGGUGUGGGAACCUGAGGAGGAUAGCCAACACCACCAGCAUAAACUCUUAGCACAAAUCUGGCAAGAAAAGCCACUCUGCCAUAAAGAAAGAGAUGAGCAAUCAUGCAGUAGUGAGCAGGGUCACAGACAGGCCCAAACCAGGCCUAGCCAUGGCCAGGGGCAAAGCCACUGGGAAGAGAAGGAGCAGAGUCAUCAAAGCUGGGGGGGUUACAGCCAUAGGGGUCUGGAAAGUCCAUGGGACAGGCAAACUCAGGAAGAUGAGCAGAAGUAUCAGAGGCAAGACAGGCAAACCCACAAAGACCAACAGCAACAAAGGCAAAACUAUGAGAUAGAGAGGUAUGGUGAGUCCCAGGAUCAACAAUCCCAAGGAACCCAAAGAGGCUGUCCUAACAGUGAAGAAUUCCACAAGAAUGAGGAUGACCAGAGCCAAGGCUUACAGGGAAGACACAGUGAGCCAGCCAGCCAUCCAACCCAGAGUGAUGGGAGGCCCCAAAGAAGAGAGCAGGGUGUAGAUCACCCCACCAAAGCAGCUAUGGCUCCCAACCCCCUCUAUGACUAUGUGCAGGAGCAGAAAUCACAUCUGUAUGAGGCUGUGUGA